AUGGCUACAGAAAAGUGGUUCCUAAUUAUAGCAGUGAUAAUGGCGGUGACGCAACAGAUACAUACUGCUUGUGUUUGUAAUGCAAAGGGAACAGACGCCUGUGCGGCAUGUUCUGAAAUACGUGUUGUAAGACCUAAACCAAAAUUUGGCAAAAAACCCGAUAUCGCACUACCACCCAUUGGAGAUAAUUGUUGGUGCAGCAAAACAAUGAUACAGCCAGCUUCAUUGCCAAAACCCUGUCCCAAAUUGAAAAAACCACCACCACCCUGUGCUUGCCAACCAGCAAAGCCUUAUAGUGCUUUACCUUCGAUAUUUAAUUCCCCUUAUGUAAUGCCACAAAUGAAUUACGUGCCAGCUUUACUCAAAGAUGAUUCCCUGCCCGCCGAUCCCAUCAGUAUUAGUCUAGCCAUUCAAGCUGGCAAAGCCAUUCAAGUACCCGAAGCCAAGUUGGCUUACGGUUUUGUACAAAAACCCCUUGAUGAUCUGCCCAAAAUUUUUGUCUCUUCCAUUAAAGAGGAAAAUUUGUACGCCCUGAAAAGUGAUGUGAUCACUUUGAAAAAACCCUUGCCACCCAAACCACUAGAAGAAGACUACCCAGAACCAGAAGAUGAAGAACCAGCGCCCGAGGAAGCUGAACCACCCAGUUUAACCUAUAAACAAUUGGGUUAUGUGGCAGAUCAAUUUAAAAAUCCACUAUUUCAAGAAGUGCCUAAUCUACCUUUACCGCCUCCCGGUGCUCCUGCUGCUCUACCGUGUAAACUUCCUGUGGAUUGUGGUUUCAGGCCGGGACGUAUUGGCAAAUAUUGUUUGUAG
Messenger RNA from Calliphora vicina (urban bluebottle blowfly), 813 nucleotides. RefSeq lists its product as uncharacterized. The coding region runs from base 1 to 813 and encodes 270 amino acids. Lineage: Eukaryota; Metazoa; Arthropoda; Insecta; Diptera; Calliphoridae. The transcript is spliced from 4 exons. The record is from RefSeq and is a predicted model, not a curated record.